This is a messenger RNA of Nicotiana tabacum (common tobacco), 909 nucleotides long. NCBI's taxonomy places the organism in Eukaryota, Viridiplantae, Streptophyta, Magnoliopsida, Solanales, Solanaceae. The record is from RefSeq and is a predicted model, not a curated record.
UUUACAUGUAUCCCAAGGGGGGAAAAUAACACGAGCUUGCUCGAUGGCUAGCAUGAGUUGAACAAUCCUCCACAGAGAUAAAUGUUUUGGGACAAAUACAUAAAUCAGGGAUCAUGCCGGAGGGAAUGAUAAAAUGAAGCAGCUUGUUCCUGGAAUAAAAAUUUAUGGUGGAUCGGUUGAUAAUGUGAGGGGUUGUACUGAUAAAGUUGAAAAUGGUGACAAGAUAUCCCUUGGUGCUGACAUCAGCAUAUUAUCUCUUCACACUCCUAGUCACACAAAAGGUCAUAUAAGCUACUAUGUUACUGGCAAGGAGGGAGAGGAUCCUGCUGUUUUUACUGGGGAUACAUUGUUUAUUGCUGGUUGUGGUAAGUUUUUUGAAGGCACUGCAGAACAAAUGUAUCAGUCACUGUGUGUGACACUAGGUUCUUUGCCAAAGCCAACUCGGGUGUAUUGUGGCCAUGAGUACACAGUAAAAAAUUUGCAGUUUGCUUUAACAGUUGAACCUGACAAUGCCAAAAUUGCACAAAAGCUGGCAUGGGCUGAGCAUCAGAGAAGAGUAGGUCUUCCAACAAUUCCAUCAACCAUUGAGGAAGAAAUGGAAACUAACCCAUUCAUGCGGGCUGAUCUUCCAGAGGUUCAGGAAAAGGUGGGAUUCAAGUCUCCUGUUGAAGCCUUACGUGAAAUCAGGCAACGAAAGGAUAACUGGAAGGGCUGAAUAUUAACUUGAGCAUAAGAGUAAUGCUUUUAUAGUUUCUGUUUUGUAUCUGCAAAAAGGUGGAAAUGUUACUGGCGGAAUUGAUGUUAACUGUGCUGAAAGUGUAUGCUUUUUAUUGUGAUGUUGUGUAUUUCAAAAUCAUAACCUAAACGCUUUAUUUGAAAUGUAUUUGAGCAUGAGAGAGUUCGCGACUU